UAUCUGACGUUCAAGUUGUGAAUAUUGCCUUUGAAGGGUCCUAAUUUUGAAAUUACAGUGUUGUAUUGUAUUAAAGUGUUCCUUAUUUACCUUAAAUAAUUUAAAAACCUAUUAAAACUUUUAGGACAGAAAGGAAUAUUACGGGAAGAAGUUAUUAAAUAGUUGUAAUUGUAUGUGACUUAUAACAAUUGCACUAAAACAAAAUUACAAAAAAAACAAUAAUAUAAAAAUAAAAAUAUAAUAUUCCAUCACUUGCUUUUGAGGGUAAAUUGCCUUGCACUUGAGUCGACAAGGAGAAAAAAGGAAGCGUUGUGGCUACUAGCUCCGUCCAUCUGGGCUGCCCGAGUUUGUAAAUCGAACGCCACGGCACGAGUCGUCUCCUAGACACCACCUGAGCGCUUAAACUCUGUUUAGUGCGCAGCGUUUGUGGCAACGGUGAAGCUGAGUGUGCGUCGGCAUGUGACCCGCAAAUUUUGCGAAAUACGAGCUAAAGUGCCAGUUAAUGCGUCUGUAAGGCCAAGUAAUUAGUAAGUACAUAGUCACAGCAUGGCAGAGAGCGCUAUUCGUGUUGACCCGCAGUUUGUGGAGUUCAAGGACAUAAAGGUCGGCCACGUCUAUAAGACGACAGUCACUGUUACUAAUAUCGGAAAAACCCUCAAGAAAAUAAUUAUUGAAAAGCCCAAGUUAAAGCUAUUCAAGUUCAGGGCACAUAGCCCAGCUAACGAGCUAGCUCCGGGCCUGUCUGUUAGCAACUUGCUCGAGUUCAUCCCCGAGGAAGAGGAGGAGGUCAGAUACUCUCUUCUGAUUCACGUAGACGACUCGGAAACCAUUAAAAUCCCACUGCUGGGGCUUCCUAGGGCUUGUUUGUUCCAAGUGGACUCGGUUCUGGACUUUGGUUGCAUUGUUGCCAGCAGUCAGGUAGUCACCAAACACCAUGCUAUAACCAAUCAAGGAGCAGCACCAGGCAUGUUCCAAGUUCAGUACAAAGGAGACCCUACAGUUCAACUAUCACCUCUCAAUGGAAUCGUUGCUGCUGGCGCCACCCAGUGGCUGAAAGUUGAACUGCACGCAGAUAUGCCCAGGCUGGUUGAGGAGAAGGCUCUGAUAAACCUUCAGAAUUGUUCUGCUGUAUCUCUUAGUAUCAGGGCUGAGGUGGUUGACCAGCACCUUGAAAUCUUUGACACGCAGGGGGCUCAACUCUCCUGUCUGUGGUUUGGACCCGUGUACUUUGGUACAUCUCGCAUUAAGUAUGUGAUUCUUAGAAAUAAUGCACCUCGGGCCUCUGAGUGGGUGUCUGUGCUGCAGAAUAAUGCAGCUGGGACUGAAGUGGGCAUAGACCUACAAAAAAGCACAGAUGCCCCCCUGCUGGAAGGAAUGAAGAGGUGCAGCCCCACCACCCAGGACGUCUUGGUGUGUGUGCCUAAUCAGGGUGAGCUGGGACCGUAUGAAAACACCACAGUGGCAAUACGCUUCAGCCCAGUCAACAGGAGUGUAAAUGAGAGGAAGAAACGCGAGCACCCAGCUCCCCGCCAAGAUUACUGUGUUUUUCUGCAGUUUGAGUCAUUGCAGAGCAGACAUGGCUUCACUCGCCCGACUGCAAACAGCAGUGUGGAGCUGGCUGUGACGGGCUCUGGGCUGCCUGUGUCUCUGGUACCUAGUCCCUCUCGAAAAUUUGAUUUCCUUACCUGUGUGAUGGGGCAAAGUGUAGAUGCGCUAUGUGUGCUGCAGAAUCUCUGCCCCCAACUUCCUGUUAAUUUCAAGUUCCGCAAGUUAGCUCAUUUUACCACCAAGCCCUCCGCAGGCAUCAUACGCCCCGGGCAGAGCCAGGAUAUAGUUUUAUCCUUUAAGGCACGGCAGCAAGGAAGCUUCCAGAUGUCCAUGAUUUUAGAUGUUUUAGGCCAUGUGGUGCAUGAGAGCAGUGACAACUUGGAUGUUACUGAAAUUCGCAGCUUUCACACUAUCACUCUUCAAGUUUCUGCUGUUUGCCACAGUGAGACUAAACAACCUGUACCAAAUCUUAAUUCUGGUAUCACUCCAGCUAUUUCAAAUCCAUCUGGACUAUGGCCUUAUGUUCCGUGCAGCAGCUUGGCUCGUUGUUGUGGGAUGGUGCAUGCUGCCAUACUUUGCGCCAACAAAACACAACUCCACGCACAUCACAGGGAGAAGGGUCAAGACAUGGAGGAGUUCCUCGCUUUUCCAAAUGAUCGAGCAUCUAGCAUCAGGCCGCCCUCUUCACCGACACAGUACAGGACAAUAUUUACUGGUCUACCUCGCUAUUGCUAUGUGGACACCAACUAUGCUUUCACUGAGGAGGAGGAAGAACAGAGGCAACAGCACCGCCAAAAAUACAGAAACUUCAUUGACUCCCUUAGGCAAACACGACUUUCAAGGAUCAAGGAGAAGAAGCAAAAACAAGUGGAGGAGGACGACAUUGGCAUUAUUCCUUCUCAGGGGCUUGUUCCCCCAGAGCUUUCUAUCUGUGAUAUAGCUAAUAAUAAGGACACAGAAGCGAAAUCACAGUACCAGUAUUGUUCCACUGGAAAUAAAUAUGGUUGUUCUCAAGGCACGAUGUCUGCCACUCAGCAGAUUGCCAGUCAAGUUUCAGAUGAGAUAAACGCAGUUCCCACAAGCGACCGGGAGGUGGCAGACUGCAGUAGGACAUUGACUGCACAAGAGCUGUUCAAAGUCUGCAUAGGUCCUCUGUUAGUGGACUUUGGCAAAGUGUGCGUGCAGUCGACAUGUGUUCAGACGCUGGAGCUAAUCAACCAUCUGUCAGCCUAUGUCUGGGUACAGCUGGAGGUGGACUGUCCUGAAUUACAAGGCUCAUCGCCCCUCUCACAUGUCCUGCCACCCUGCUCCCGCAACACCCUACCUCUGACAUUCCAGAGCAACAAGUCAGGUCAUUUCUACAGACCUGUGUCUUACUCUAUAAACAAGCAGCAUCCUGGCCAAAUACUGGUCCAGGCCCAAGUUGUCUCCUUGGCUCUGGAACUGUCCACCACCCACCUGGUACUCAGUCCCACUCCUAUACUGCUUGCUCGUUCAGAAUACAGAACCUCGGUUACCCUUAGAAACCAGCUCAACCAUGCUGCAGAGUUCACAUGGAGACCAGUGGUCACUGAAAGGGGCAUCAUGUUCUCGAUUCGACCAGCUUCAGGUACAGUGGAGCCAUAUAGAGAGCUGGACUGUGAGGUGGUGUGGCAUCCCUCCUUCUCCUCACCUGCAGAAGGAGACUUUGACCUCUGUGUCCAUGAGGGCAACACAGAACGACUACACUGCAUUGCUAAGAUUGGAUACACUAGUAUUGAGCUGACAGAGAAACUAAUCAAAUUUGAAUCAGUUCCUCUAAACAGGACUUCAAUCAGAACUGCAAUCUUACACAACAGUGGACAGAAACAUGCCUAUUACCAGGUACUUGACGUGUGCCCUCUGCCAGGCAUGGUGGUGAGUCCAUCUGAGGGCGUAGUACCAAGUGGAGGCCAGACUUCCUUAAUAGUCCGCUACAUACCUGAGUCUGUCAUUAAGUUUGACACCAGAGUCAAGAUAGCCUUGAGAAACAUGAAGUCAAUUGAACUUAGAAUGUGUGGAUCAGUGGAGCGUCCACGUGUAGACAUCAGUCUGUCCCAUUUUCAGUUUUAUGGGGUAUUUGCUGGUUCUCAGAGGGUGAUACCUUUCACUCUUACCAACCGCUCACCUUCUGAAGCCCAGAUUACCUUCAACAUGUCUGACUAUCCAGAUUUCUGUUUCCAGUUUCCUAGGAACUCAGCAACGGAGCCAGGUGUGACCAAUGUAGAAAUGCAGGGCUACCAAACGGUGACCUGCUCUCUUAUAUUCUCCCCCACCCAGGAAGCUACUUAUGACUUUGACGUGCCUAUGAUGGUCAAUGGGUUAAGGUGGUCCACUUGUCAGUCUCCUUCGCCCUCUAUGUCCUCCUCAUCCACCUCAUCCCAGGUGUCACGGGGCAACACAAAGCAAUCGGUCAAACAUCUUUUUCACUCCAUGGCAGCACAGCAGUCACUACGCAUACAGGCCACAGCACUGUGUGCUCCAGUGGAACUAUCCCCUUCUAGCCUACAGUUCGAUGUGGAAUCUUCACAGUCUAACAUUUACACUAAGACACUGGAGUUGAAAGCAGUGUUUAAGGAGAGUAUAUACUUGUAUGGUGUCAUUAGUAAGUAUGUACACUGGUGGUUUGACUGCAGUGUACUAGCAACACAAAUACAAGACAGUGGAGAGGAGGAUCUGUGUACUGUGUCUCCAUCAUCUGGCAGUCUGAGACCCGACCAGUCCAUCUCCUUGACUGUCAGCAUCAGGCCCGAAUCUGUGAGAACUGUUGCUGCCAGAUUGACACGAAUAUCGUUGCCUCUGUACCUAGGAUCUGUUACUGGGGGGAGAAUGGAGGAAGAAGAAAGACAUCAACCCUACAGAGAGCUUUCAAUUUCUAUUAACCUCCAGCUUCCCAGUAUCACCAUUAACCCCCAUCAAAUUCUUUUUACUCCAGUACCUCUGGAAAUCAAUGCAACAUGCACACUUACAAUGACAGCUGUAGGAUAUUCAAGUGGAACUACAGUGAAAGCUGAAGUGGAAGAGGUGGAGCUGGAGGAUGGGACAAAAAUACAGCCUGUUUCUGUCAACUUUGCAGAGGGCAAUUUCAUCCCUGCCCAAACCCAAGACCAGAAACAUCCAGUAGGUGUCUACAGUCAGGAAGACAGAGUUACGCCUCUUAUGUGCAGUGUGUCUUUCUGCUCAAACAUUCCUCUGUCCUUCUGUACAACAAUCAACUUCACGGAUCACAUCCACAACAAGUUUAAGGUCAAGUUGUAUGCUACUGCUGAAAACUGCCUUCUGACAGCCUGGCCUUACUUGGCCCUUCACCGCACUGGACAACAGAUAGUUCUCAAGACAGGAGCCACAACUGUGGAGGCGUUCCUUCAACCCUAUCACACACCAAGUUCUGCUUCUGGCCUGGCAUCAUCUUCCUCAUCAUUUGAUCACAGCAGUUCAACAAACAAGAACUCAUCCUCAGACUCCUAUCCGGAAAGUGACAGUGUGAGCAGACAGACCUGCAGGAAUGAAGAGAUCGCUCCUAAAAGAGUCACCCCAACCUGUCACAACCUCCCAGUAUUCCCUGAUGACAACUCAGACGAAGGACUCUAUCAUCAGAAUGUUCUACUGGCUGUGGAGAAGUGGUUUAGCCUCUUUGGCUGGCCAAGCGGCCCUCAUCCUAUACGCAUACCACAUACGCUCAGAAGAGUUGUGUCAAAAGCACAAAAGAAUUAUUCCAGUGGUCGGACUUAUCGUGUCAGUCAAAGUAAGGAUUCCAGGUCUGUAGUGGACAUGCUUCAUCACCUGACUGGUACACAGAUUCCUGGUAUUCCUUCCUGUCAGGCAUUUUCCAGUGGUAUAGACCAGCGUACUAACCAGCUGUUACAACAAAAUGAAGCUCUGCUUGCUUUUCUGAGGGUGCAGGGAGCAUAUUUAUCUCACAUCAGACCAGAGUACCUGCUUGACGUUGAGGAGUUCAAACACUGGUGCUCUCUGCAGUCAAAUGAGGAAGACCAUGGUCUUGUCUACAGAAGUGCUGAAUAUGAAUCACUAAGCAAGAGAUGUUGGACUGAUUUGCUGCUACAAAUUUACAAGGUGUUGGUGCUGCGUCCUGUGUCCGAGAACAGUCUUCAGAAUACCGUUUUGAACCAGACAGAAGCAGCUAAAAUCCUUGUCGACUCACAGCCACUGGCCAGUAACAUCUACUCUGCCUCAGAGCUCCAGUUGCUCUCAUGGCUCAACAUGCACUACCAGAGAAUGAGGGAAACAAUUUGGGCUCCAGGUGUCCCAUCAGCACGCUGGAUAGUGAAUUUUGAUCUGGACUUGACAGAUGGUCUGGUGCUUGGUGCUUUAGUUGCUGCCUUCUGCCCCUAUCUGAUCUACAGCCACUUUCAAAGGAUGUACAUCACAACCAGCAGCCAGGAGCAGAUCCUUCACAACAACAUUAUAGUGAUCCAGGCCUUAACUGCUCUUUCUCUUAACAUAGAUGUACAGCCCACAGACUUGUCAGAUCCUAAUCCAGUGCAAAUGUUAAUGCUUUGUGCUCACUUGUAUGAGAGACUACCUCAGUAUCUGCCACAGCACACCAUCACUCUUUCAGGAAGUCUGCACAGCACUUUUACCAAGCAGGUGCGUCUAAAAAAUCCAUCCUCUAAGCCUGUCAAAUACAAAGCCCUUCUUUUAGGAAGAGAGGCCCAUCUCUUCUCCCUUCCUGAUGGAUCUGCUGUCACCAUUCCUCCAAAGGGAAAGACUGAGUUCAACGUCCAGUAUAGCUGCUCCUUCUUGUAUCCCAAGGAGGCAGUACUGCUACUCACUUCCACAUCUGCUUUUGGUCUGCAUAGCAGUGCUCUUGCCUUCAAACUAAAGACCCAUGUCAGUCACAUCACUCCCAAUAACACUGUUAAUUGCGAGUCACCGUGCUACCAACUGAGAGUUGUCCACCUACCAAUAACUAAUCCUUUCAGUGAGGAAGCUAAGUUCAAGGUGGUGCUGGUAGAAUCUCCCUUUAAUCCACUAGGACCUGAAAAGAAAAAAGACAGCCUUGUUCAGCAAGCUUCAUCCAAAGCCAAUAUAGGGAAAACUUCUGACAGGAGUCAUAGGGGUGACAUGGAAGAGAACCCCUCAGAUCACAAUGGUGAUGACAGCGAAUUCCUCAGUCCAGUGAAGAUUGUUUGUCUGAGGCCAGGCCAGACAGACACUUUGAACAUCUACUACCUUCCCUUCUGGCCAGGAAACAAGUACUGCUCUGUGCUGCUAGUUUGCCCGCAGGUGGGUGACAUGGUCUAUAUUGUGAAAGCUACAGCGGAAUUACCUCUUGCUUCGCCCCUCACUGCCAGACCCAGUUCUAACAUAGUCUCCGUCCCUAGUAACUCAGACUCCCCUGAGUGUGCUUCAGCACUAAGCCUGUGCUGUGAAGUGGAGCAGGUGUGUGAGGAAGUGUUGCGUGUACCACUGAUCAACGUGGCCUGGGAGCAAGCUCUGGUUGUCUGGGGGCAACACAGUAUGAGUGACAGCGAGCGCAGGAGGCGGAUGCUGACACACUCAUUGCAUAGCAGCACCGUAAGGACAACCAUAGCAGCAUGCAAAUUUUUUAAACAACAGGCAAAGAGAAGGGCCGAACAAGGUAAAGUGAUCGAAUACAAUGUGGACAUAUCUUUACCGCAGUACUUCACUUUACCCAGUACUGUGAAAAUACCCAUAGAAGAUUACAUGAGUGUACCAUGGGAGAAUCCUACCGGCUAUGGUUGUGUGGACAUUCCGCUACGGUUUCAGGCAGAUUCUGUGGGAAAGUUUACAUGUCAGGUGGUGUUAAGAUCCUGGUGUGAUACCAGGGUUUUCAUACUGGAGGCGGUGGUUGCACCACAGACCAUAUCUACUUACUUGGACUUCAGUGCACCUGUUUUUCACUCUGUGACACAAGACAUACCACUACACAAUGAUACUAAGCAAGACUGGAACUUGCUAGCUGAGUUGAGUGGUGAAGGAUUCUGUGGCCUGAAGGAUUUAAAUGUAGCAGCUGGUACUAGAGCCUGCUACCCCCUCACCUUUAAACCGUCUGCAUGGGGCAUUGUCAAGGGCAAGCUGUCCCUGUAUAACAGCGUCAACAACACUGAGCAUGUUUUUACCCUCAGAGGAGUAGGAGAGCUCCCCCUGCCUGUGAACCAUGUGGUGGUGCAGUGCACUGUGGGAAAAACCACUCACACACAGCUAAAUGUCCCUAACCACAGCCAAAAAAAACUCACUUUUAAGGUGGUGACCGAUCUGUCAAUUGUGAGUGGCACCAUGUCUUUUGAGAUUAAACCUGGUCACAGUACAUCAUACACAUUAGCUGUGACACCACAGAAACGAGGGACACACACAGGUCAAGUGUCAUUCAUAGACACUACUGACAUUGACAACAUGGGCAGAGACGUAGGAUGUGUACGUGGACACUAUGAGGCGUAUUUCACUCUAGAGAUAAUUUGUGAGCCAGCAGCACCUGCGAAAAUCAUACAUGUGCAGUGUGUAGCUGAGAGCUCAGUUGCCAUAGAGAUUCCUGUCAGUAACCCAGAAGGAGAGCUGUUGAUGCUUAAUGUGUACCUGGAAGGAGCCAAUCUGAGUGGGGCCAGUGUGAUUUCAAUUCCCCCAUGGGAGACUCUCACUUACAAAGCUACCUUCUCUCCUGACAGAGUAGGGAAGAGCACAGGCAGUGUCAUAUUCCAGUCAGAGCUGGUGAGUGAAGUCUGGUAUCAACUAGAGCUUUAUGCUCUUCCUCCUCCAGUUGUCACGCUACCACAGGCCUGCUGUCAGCUGGGCAAAUGGACAAGACUGACAAUUCCUCUGGUUAACCCUGAAGCUGACACUGUGGAGCUGGUGGCAACCAACAGCAACCCCAGAAACUAUUCUCUGGAAAUUAACGCAGAAAGUGCUCUUAUUUUGGAGCCCCACUCCUCCACCCAGCUCAAUGUCUGCUUUAGGCCUUCAUCCAUUGGAGAGGGGAAUCACACAGCAAAGAUCACAUUCACCUGUCCUCAGUUACAGGAUUGGUGUGUGUUGCUACAAGGAUUUGGCCUAAACCCAGAGAUUGAGGAGUUGGUGAGCAUCUCAUCUGUGAUUGGCUCCACUGCCUCUGUCACCAUUCCCUUUACAAAUCCCACUGAACUUCCAGCGACGCUCAAAAUCACACUUACAGAUUCAGCAACCCCUGAACACCAUCCAGCAACUACAGAUAAAGGGGUCUUCUUCAUCCCUCUAGGCCACACAGAAGGUAUAAAGAUCAGUGAAGGGGACAGUUUUGAUGUGCCUGUGGUGUUUGCACCUGAAUCUAAGGAGCUACAGCAAAUCUGGCUCUGCAUAACAAUGAAGCCACUCAAAUGCCCAGACGGUAACUUCAGUACAGAUGCUGUUAGGUUAGACCAGGAAGUGUCAGACAUCUGUUGGAUUUACCCUCUUUGUGGAAUUCCCAUGGAAAUGCCUGCUAACUCAAUGCUUGGUGAGAUACAGUGUGAAGCAGGCUGCCAGCUGGAGAAGAAGAUAGAAGUACCUCUUGGAUGUGUACUGGGGAAUCAAAAUCAGAAAGUAAAGGAAAUUUUCCAGGUACCAAUUGAAGACUUGCUGUGUGAAGUGUGCGCUAACAGCGAAGCAGACCAACCUGAGGUGGAGGACUGCCUUUCUGCCACUAUUAAGGCAGCAAGAAGGGACCCUGAGACUGGCAUCGUAACACUCACCCUUAAUUUACUUUAUACUCCUCUUAAGCCACACAGGUAGCAGUCCUGUAUUGAAGAGUGUCAGAAAACACCACAUUAAUUUAUCUCUCUUUUAUACCUCACUCAUCCAUUACUGUCUAGAUAUUUGUAUUAAUGUUUGUUGCUCAACAUUUCUUGGAAACAUUUCUCAGAAGUAAAGGGAAGGCCACCUUGUUGGAUGCCCCUACUGUUACAGUGAGUGAGUGAGUGCUUGUGCCUGAAACAUAUUAGAUGGUGUGAUAAAAUAAAUAAAUGUAGUUUUAUGUGCAUAAAUACAGGGAAGUCUUUAAACCCUGGAUUUUGUAGGUUUUUGUGGUACAUUUAAUGGUAUAAACAGAUGGCAUCAAAUAUGAAAUAAUUAAACAAUGAAUGGGUAGUAUAGGUAUUUAAUGAUGUAACAUAUGCAUUUCCCUGACUAUUCACUAAAAAUUAUCAAAAGUUCUAAAAAAGAACUGGCAGACUUGAAAGAGCUGUUGUCAGGAAACCAGUGGCAGCAGAUGAAACAUUUAAAAACUGAUGUUUACUGACAUAAAAUAUUCUACCAAGAUUUCUUUUAUUUCUAUCUUUGGGGUACCCUGCUGGAUAAUUAUAUAAUCUUGCUGUGGAAAGUAGCAAUUUUGCGUUACUCUAUGUUUGUUCUUACUGUACAUUGCCUGUGACAUCCUGCUGGGUGAAGAAAGCAUUCAUUUAUCAACUCCUGUCUUCAUCUGUGGAGUCCAUUAAUGAGGCGUGCCCUACUAAAAUCAAUACCUCAGAGAGCUAAUGACUUCCCCGCAAGGAAAUGACGGGAGGUGUGGCACCGCUAAUAGGCUCUUCCAUUAUCUAUGUUGUUUCUCUGUCCUGCAUAGUAAUAUGAGGACACAACGAAUCAUAAGCAGAAAUAUUAAAGACUACAUUUUUUUAAUGAUGCUUUUCAAGAUAAACAGGAACAAUCAUGUUGCACUUUUCACAUACACUAUGUGUAUGGAUGAAUUAAACAAACAGAUGGAUUGAAAACAGGCUCUGCCUCACAGUGAUACCAUAUAUAUAUAUAUUAUAUCAGAAAAUUGGCAAGUGUCAUAUGGAUUGCUGUCUAGCUAAAUGCGCUUGGUAGGGUCUCCCACAGCAAACGGGUCCUGGGGGACGGGCCAGAUUAAGAGCGGUUCACAAACCCCCCUGUGAUGAAUAAAAUACCAAGGUCCGUAAUGUCGCCUGGUAUGGCGCAGCCAGAGUCCUACCUUGGAGCCAAGCCCGAGGUUGGGGUACAUCUGCAAGCGCCUGGUGGCUGGCCUAUACCCACUGGACCCGGUCAUCACAGCCCGAAGGAGCGAUGUGAGACCCUCCUCACGGCGGGGGCAGUGCAUACUGUAGUAGAUUGGGCAACAGUUGAAGGCAGGAGCCUCGUUGACGCAAUCUUUGGACAACCAAUCUGGGUAUUGGGACAUGGAAUGUUACGUCACUAGUGGGUGAUGGAGCCUGAGUUUGUGCAGGAGGUUUAGCAGUACCAGCUAGAAAUAGUCUGG
Messenger RNA from Betta splendens (Siamese fighting fish), 10771 nucleotides. RefSeq names its product cilia- and flagella-associated protein 47-like. The record is from RefSeq and is a predicted model, not a curated record. Gene Ontology annotation, molecular function: protein binding. Bases 547 to 9291 code for a protein of 2914 amino acids. The transcript is spliced from 65 exons. NCBI's taxonomy places the organism in Eukaryota, Metazoa, Chordata, Actinopteri, Anabantiformes, Osphronemidae.